Messenger RNA from Triticum dicoccoides, 670 nucleotides. Its product is annotated as histone H2B.5. Gene Ontology annotation, molecular function: DNA binding; structural constituent of chromatin; protein heterodimerization activity. The transcript has a single exon. Gene Ontology annotation, cellular component: nucleosome. The record is from RefSeq and is a predicted model, not a curated record. Bases 93 to 503 code for a protein of 136 amino acids. NCBI's taxonomy places the organism in Eukaryota, Viridiplantae, Streptophyta, Magnoliopsida, Poales, Poaceae.
ACGCCUCAAAUCAAACCCCAAGGCAAACCCGCAGUCCUCCCACCUCGCGCCCCCAAAUCCGAUCUCGCGCCUCCACCUCCGCCGAAAUCGCCAUGGCGCCCAAGGCCGAGAAGAAGCCCGCAGCGGAGAAGAAGCCGGUGGAGACGGAGAAGAAGCCCAAGGCCGAGAAGCGCGUGCCCGGCAAGGACGGCGGCGCCGACAAGAAGAAGAAGAAGGCCAAGAAGAGCGUCGAGACCUACAAGAUCUACAUCUUCAAGGUCCUGAAGCAGGUGCACCCCGACAUCGGCAUCUCCUCCAAGGCCAUGUCCAUCAUGAACUCCUUCAUCAACGACAUCUUCGAGAAGCUCGCCGGUGAGUCGGCCAAGCUCGCGCGCUACAACAAGAAGCCCACCAUCACCUCCCGGGAGAUCCAGACCGCCGUCCGCCUCGUCCUCCCCGGCGAGCUCGCCAAGCACGCCGUCUCUGAGGGCACCAAGGCCGUCACCAAGUUCACCUCCUCUUAGAUCUCCAGCCGCCGCGGAGUCUCUGUUAAUUUUGGUCUUGUCUGCUUUAUUCGUGUGGCAAACAAACAUUAUAGUGGGUUGGAUCUCCCUAUGAAACAGUGUAUAAUGAGUCGGAAUUGCUGAAUUAAUGAAACAUCUAGUGGUUGUUUCAGACGUGGAUUGCUUCA